Molecule: messenger RNA, 390 nt
Organism: Durusdinium trenchii
Lineage: Eukaryota; Dinophyceae; Suessiales; Symbiodiniaceae
Source: the annotation of a GenBank genome assembly
AUGGACAAGGAUGAUCCGUACUUGGUGACUGAGCCACUGGAGGGACUCCGGUUCUUCGCACCAGUGGGUUUGGCCCCGGGCCUUGACCCACUGGGUGAAGGCAUCACUGCUUUCUUCGAUCUUGGCUUUGCCUUUGUGGAGGUAGGGCCUGUUGCGCCGGGGAGCAGUGAGAGCGCAGCCCUUGCACACACCCUCAGCACAAGGGACUCUAGCCAGCAGAUAGCGCGUUUUGGGCUACUGGGGGCAUCCAUUGGAGGCAGCAAAGAGGACGGAGCUGUUGGGCCGGGUGGAGAAAGGAUAGAACCGUUUGGGAGCUUCAACCUAAUAGCAAUGGCCUUCAACCUACUGGCGAUGACCUCCAACCCAGUCAGCCAGCCAGGAGCUCCUUGA